AUGAGUUCAAAUCCUCUUGUUUUGAAGUUUAGCCAGAACACAAGGGCACGGGAAAAAAGAAUUGCAAGAGAGCAGCCUGUCAAAUUGCAACCAUUGCCUAUAUUGAAGAACUUUCAAGAUCGCAGUCAGCCAGAAUACAUCUAUGCAAAGAAUAGAGAGCAGUUGAUAAAAGGAGGAUGGCGUCCACCCAGCGCACCAACAAAACGUUCACUACCUGCAGUAGAUUUAGCUAAACCUUUCCAACGUCUGCCAGAGCUCCCAACUGAUGUGACAAAGAAACAGAUUGACAUGGACACAUGUAUACUGCCACCCCCACCAUCACCUUCACUUGCUCUGUGUAGAACAAGUUCAUGCAUGAGAAUGAUUUCACCUCCAGAACUGACAUAUAGUACAGCAGAAGAUGUCAUCAAGGAGAACAUUCAAGAUCCUUUAAAAAUCAUUUCAAUCAUUCGGAAGAAUAAGCAUCUGGGAUUUUUCUACAUGAGCUAUAAUGCUCCUAAAAACUCAAUUAAAUAUGAUUUUUAUAAUUUGAGUGUCGUUGCCUAUGAGGAUGUCAACAUGAAUGACUACUAUACCAUCAGCCAGUGUGGUGUUCUGCACAUGAAAAGUGAGGGUAUUGAUUUUAUAGACCUCGACCGUUGGGAACAAGAAUACUUGUAUCAUAAGAAAAUUACAAAGAUUCCAGUCUUUGCACUUUUUCGUAAAUGGAAGGCCUUUACUGUUUGGCGAAAAAAUGUACGUUCCAAGAAAAUCAACAGCUGUCGCAGAGCAUUGCAGGAGAACCUGUUCAUUGUGAACCCAUCCUUGAGGCCUGCACUUCUCAAUAUCAGAGAUAUGUGUUACCGCAUUAGUGACAUGGCUCUAUGUAAAAUUAAGAAAGGGCACACGUAUACCCUGGAAGAGUUCAAGACAAUUCAAUCUCAACAGCUUAGUGAGGGUUCUGAGCGGCUGGCUCAAUUCAGGAAAAUUGCACAACAGACUGUCAAAAUUGCCUGCUGCACAGCCCUACUGGAAGCUGGAUUUAUACCAGAUGAUUAUUUGUCUGAGAUGCAGAGUGCAGCCUUCUUAGGUAGAGAAUUUCGUGAAUGUUUUGAAGAGGUAACCAAGUGUAGUGAAGAGGACAGUGCAGUAGAUGCGACUUACAGGGACUUCUAUAGGGCCUUUGGCAGUAAGGCUCUGGAUUUCAAAAUUGGUGAGCCUGAUAUUUUGCAUUCCAAUAUUGCCAUUGAGAUCCUUACAGAAUCAUCUGACAAAAUAAACUAUACAGGACAAGCAAACAAGAGGUCUCACUGCAGGCGGUUAACCUGCUUCAUUCGGCUUACAGAUUAUCUCAUAGUCAACACAUUGCACAUCCUUGCAGUAAAUUCCAUCACAAUCUUGUAUAAUCAACUAGCAGAGAAGCUGAAGCAUAUUCCAGAGGAAGAACUAAUUAGAAUUUGGAGCACGAAUGAGCAAGAAAAAGAAAAUGAGUUGGAAAAGAAGGAUAAAGCUCUUCAAGAUGAAGAACUUGCUUUAACACCAAUGUUUAUUGUAGACAUGAUGUUACUUUAUAAUGAGUUGCUGUUUCGGCCUGCCUUGGGCGAAUUUGAGGUUGGGAUUUCAGAUAUUGUCCUACAAAUGCAGGCAGUCGUUCUCUCCAUAACCAAUCUUGUCUCCGAUUCAUAUUUUAAUGCCUUUACCAGUCCAAUUAUCAAUAAAAAGGUUGAAGAAAAAAUUUGCGGUGAGGGACCAAACCUGGCAGAGAUCCUUGAAGAUGAUAAGUACAUGGUGGAAACCAUCCAGAAAAUAAUGGAAUGUAUUGAGGAAGGAUAUCGUGCAGCAUUUACAUUUGCAGAAAUGUUUGAAACAUUUCGGUUAUGCUAUCAAGAAAAUGAAAGUCUCAAUUUGGAAGCUAUUAAGAAGGAGGAUCAUGACAUCUACUUCUUUGUGAGUUGGCUGGAGAAAUACCACAAAGAACAUGAGGAUGCAGUCAGCAUUAAGCAGAAUAAAAACUUAGGAUUGUUGUUGAUCGAUAACACCUCUCUGAAGAAGACUCUAAUUCCUUCACCUCUGCUGUGUCUGGAGGCUAUUAAUGGUAUACUUCCAGUUAUUGCCAAGAAGAAAACAGAUGCUAUUAUUCGUGAAGCACAAGAUGCUGAAUUUAAACUCGAAGUCAUUCCAACUGCUACCAUGGAGUAUGUGAACAAUUUGCUAUUCCUUGAUGAGAUGCAAGAUAGGAUUGAAGUCUUGGAAGAAGAAUCGAGUAUUGUUGUCAUGAUGUAUCAGCUCAUUGAAAAGUACAAGAUUGCCACACCUCCUGAGGAUCUUGCUGUAUUUGCAACUCUGAAACCUUCAAUAUCUUCAGUUCGCACUGUAAUUGACAGAGCUGUAAAUGAAAGAGAAGGAAUAUUUCCAAAUUAUGCCACGUCUGAUAAAGAUAUUGAAGUGCUGAAUGAGGAAGUCAGAACAGUAUGGUUGCAAGUGCAGGAUCCUCAGAUUCUGGAUAUCAACUCUGACAGAGAAAAGGUGCAAACCAUUCUGGAUGACCUACAGAGAGUCAUGGAUGAACUACAAAAACGUGCAUUUGAAUAUAAGUCCUAUCAAAAGAACUUCAAGGUAGAAAUAACCAAAUUUGAUUUGCUGGAAGAAGUUCAUGCUGAUAUGAAACUGAAAAAUCUUCUUUGGAAGUCCCUAAAUGACUGGGAUCGUCACACAGAUGAAUGGUUGCAGUUUAGAUUUGAAACCAUAGAUGCAGAACAAUUAAGUGGUGAAGUAACUAAGUACAGCAAAAUUGUGAGUCAACUGGAAAAAGGUCUUCCACAAAAUACUGUUGUGGCAAAACUGAAAGAUAAUGUGGACCAGAUGAGACAAAAGCUUCCUGUAAUCACUGAUUUAAGGAACCCCUUCCUGAAGCACAGACACUGGGAGUUAAUGGAACACAUUAUUGGUGCCAAAUUAGUUGAUGUUCUUGAACCUGUAACUCUAGCUCAACUAAUAGAACUUAAUGCUUUUGAACAUUCUGAGGAAAUACAGAAUGUGUCAGGCCAGGCCUCUGGUGAAGCUGCUUUGGAGACAAUAUUGAAAAAGGUGGAAGAUGCCUGGAAAAUUACUGAGUUUAUUGUCCUUCCUCAUCGGGAUGCCAAAGAUAUUUUCAUUCUUGGCGGGACUGAUGAAAUUCAGGCUUUGCUGGAUGACAGCAUUAUCAAUGUAUCAACUAUAGCCUCAUCACGUUAUGUUGGUCCUAUUAGAAGCCGUGUUGAUGAGUGGCAAAGACUUCUAUCACUCUUCAAUGAAACUUUGGACCAAUGGCUGAUGUGUCAGCGAAAUUGGUUGUACCUGGAAAGUAUUUUUUCUGCUCCAGACAUUCAACGUCAGCUGCCUGCAGAGGCCAGGAUGUUCACUCAAGUGGAUAAGUCCUGGAAGGAAAUCAUGAGAAGAGUAAACCGCCUACCCAAUGCUCUGAGAGCAGCUACUCAACCUGGUGUUUUGGAAGCUUUCCAGAAUAACAAUGUAUUAUUAGAGCAGAUUCUAAAGUGUCUGGAGGCCUACCUUGAGUCUAAACGAGUGAUCUUCCCCAGGUUUUACUUUCUGUCUAAUGAUGAGUUACUGGAGAUUCUAGCACAGACACGCAAUCCACAAGCUGUCCAGCCACAUCUGCGCAAGUGUUUUGAUGCAAUUUCAAGACUGGAGUUUGCACUAGCUCCCCAGGGUGAGGAAAGAACAGCUGAGGGAGAACCUGAGAAGGUGUACACCAAUGAUAUCUUGGCUAUGAUCUCUCCUGAAGGAGAAAAAGUUGGUUUGGGGAAAGGACUUAAGGCUAGAGGCAAUGUAGAGGAUUGGCUUGGAAAGGUAGAAGAAGCUAUGUUCUCAUCACUCCGUCGUUUGUGCAAAGCUGCAAUCGCUGAUUAUCAAACUCAACCCAGAGUGGAAUGGGUGGUGUCUGGGCAUCCUUCUCAGGUUAUAUUGACCAUUUCACAGCUAAUGUGGUGUCGUGAUUUGCACCAUUGUCUGGAGGCUGAUGGCCAGGAUCACAUUACAGCUAUGAUUGACUUUGAAAAAACUAACUUUGAGAGACUAAAUGCUCUGGCUGCAUUGGUACGAGGGAAGCUCUUAACUCUUCACCGGAGCAUUGUAACUGCUCUCAUAACCAUUGAUGUUCAUGCAAGAGACAUUGUUACUGAACUAGUUAAAGAAAAGGUGGACACUAUAAAUAACUUUGAGUGGCAGAGACAAUUGCGCUAUUACUGGGAUCUUGAUGCAGACAACUGUAUAGCUAUGAUGGCCUUAUCCAACUACACAUAUGGCUAUGAGUAUCUUGGAGCAUCCCCUCGGCUGGUCAUUACACCACUUACUGAUCGUUGUUAUCUCUGCCUCAUGGGAGCUCUACAGCUUGAUCUAGGAGGAGCUCCAGCUGGCCCUGCUGGUACUGGUAAAACAGAAACUACCAAAGACCUUGCUAAGGCUUUAGCCAUCCAAUGUGUGGUCUUUAAUUGCUCUGAAGGAUUAGAUUAUAAGAUGAUGGGACGAUUCUUCAGUGGUUUAGCCCAGUCAGGAGCCUGGUGUUGCUUUGAUGAGUUCAACCGGAUUGAUAUUGAAGUACUCUCUGUCAUUGCACAGCAACUCAUCACAAUCCGAACUGCUAAAGCGGCAAAGCUCUCUCGUUUCAUGUUUGAAGGCAGAGAAAUCAAGUUGGUCAUGUCUUGUGCAGCAUUCAUCACUAUGAACCCUGGUUAUGCUGGAAGAACAGAACUACCAGACAAUCUAAAAGCUCUUUUUAGACCUAUUGCAAUGAUGGUUCCAAACUAUGCCCUUAUUGCUGAGGUCAUUUUGUACUCAGAAGGUUUUGAAUCUAGCAAAGUUUUGGCCAGAAAGAUGACCCAGAUGUACAAACUAUGUAGUGAACAGCUCUCCCAGCAGGAUCAUUAUGACUUUGGCAUGAGAGCAGUCAAAUCUGUGCUUGUCAUGGCAGGGUCACUGAAGAGGGAGAAUCCAGACCUGAAUGAGGAUGUUGUGCUGAUCAGAGCAUUAAGAGACUCCAAUCUACCAAAAUUUCUGACAGACGAUGCACUGCUUUUUGGUGGAAUCCUUUCAGACUUAUUUCCGGGAGUUGUUAUUCCGGAUCAUGAUUAUGGUUCUUUCCAACAAACAACUAUUGAUGUCAUGCUUAACCGGGGUCUGCAAGCUGUCCCGGCAAUGAUUGUCAAGGUGAUACAGUUGUAUGAAACCAUGAUUGUACGGCAUGGUGUUAUGCUGGUUGGGCCUACAGGGAGUGGCAAAACUACAGUUUAUCAGAUUCUGGCUGAUACUCUUGGAACCCUGCAUAAUGCUGGUGAGACAGACCCAAACUAUCAGCCUGUGAAAACAUAUGUACUCAAUCCCAAAUCAAUCACAAUGGGUGAAUUGUAUGGCGAGGUAAACAACACUACAAUGGAGUGGAAUGAUGGGCUUAUGGCACUCAGUGUCCGUGCUGCUGUGAAUGAUGAAACUCAGGAACACAAAUGGAUUAUCUGUGAUGGGCCAGUUGAUGCCCUGUGGAUUGAGAAUAUGAAUACGGUACUUGACGAUAACAAGAUGCUGUGUCUUGCAAACAGUGAAAGGAUUAAACUCACUCCUUAUAUUCAUAUGGUGUUUGAGGUACAAGACCUAAAGGUGGCCUCACCUGCCACUGUUAGCAGGUGUGGAAUGGUAUAUGUUGAUGCAGAGGAACUCAAAUGGAUGCCAUAUGUGAAAACAUGGAUGAAUCGCAUUUCAGGGAAUAUUGCACUUGAAUCACAGCAGCAUCUAAUGGGACUUUUUGAAAGCUGUGUUGAAAAUGGGUUGCACUUUGUCAACAAGAAAUGCACACAGGGAAUCCCUCAAGUCGACAUUAGUAAGGUCACUACUCUCUGCUGCCUUCUUGAAUCUCUGCUUCUGGGAAAUCAUGGUCCAGAUCUCACUCUGGAUGUUUCUCAAUUGAAUAGUCUUAUUACUCAGACAUUUGCCUUUUGCUAUAUUUGGUCUAUUGGAGGAAAUUUAACUGAGAACCAUUGGGACAGCUUUGAUUCAUUUGUGCGUCAUCAGUUUGAAGAUCAUCCUGAGGCCAAGAUUCCAACCUCUGGUGACCUGUGGAACUUCUACAUGGACUUUGAUAACAACCGACUGGACCCAUGGGACAGAAUUAUUCCCAGUUUUAAGUACAAUAGUCAACUGCCAUUUUUUGAGAUGCUUGUUCCCACAACAGACACUGUGCGAUUUGGGUAUCUGUUGGAAAAACUCCUUGAUGUUGAGCACUCUGUUCUUUUCACUGGGACAACUGGAGUGGGCAAGUCUGUGGUUGCACGAAGUUUGUUGACUCAAAUUCAAGAUGAGGCUGGCUAUGUUCCAGUUUACGUUAACUUCUCUGCUCAAACAUCAUCAUCAAGGACACAAGAGAUAAUUGAAUCAAAAUUAGAAAAGAAACGAAAGAACAUAAUUGGUGCUCCAGGGAAUAAAAGAGUUAUUAUUUUUGUGGAUGAUCUUAACAUGCCCAAAUUGGACCGUUAUGGAUCUCAGCCACCUAUUGAGCUUCUUCGACAAUACCAGGACUUUGGUGGAUUCUACGACAGAGAAAAGCUCUUUUGGAAAGAAAUACAGGGUGUUACAAUAGCUGCUGCCUGUGCCCCUCCUGGUGGUGGACGAAAUCCAGUGACUCCUCGUUUUAUAAGACAUUUCAGCAUGUUGUGCCUUCCAACUCCAUCUGAGCAUAGCUUGAAACAGAUUUUUCAGGCUAUUUUGAAUGGAUUUCUGGCUGAGUUUACUCAGGCAGUGAAACACUGUUCCAUUAGUAUUGUGGAAGCAGCUGUUGAGAUCUACCAUCGAAUGAGUGUUGACCUACUGCCUACCCCUGCCAAGUCUCAUUACGUUUUCAAUCUUAGGGACUUGUCAAAAUGCAUACAAGGAAUUCUUCAAUGUAGUCCUGGUACAGUGAGAACUGAAGAACAAAUUUUCCGACUGUUUUGCCAUGAAUGCCAACGAGUUUUCCAUGACCGUCUAAUCAACAGUGAAGACAAGCUUUACUUUAAUAACAUGUUGUGUGAAAUGGCCAACAAACACUUUGCAGUUCAACUGGAACCAAAUUAUUUUACUUCCAAACCAAUUAUUUUUGGAGAUUUCUUGAAGAUUGGAGCAGAGAAAUCAGACCGGCUGUAUGAAGAUUUAAAUAAUUAUGUGAAAGUAAAAUCUGUUCUGCGGGAAUACAUGGAUGACUAUAAUAUGACAAGUUCUAAAGAGAUGAAACUGGUUUUCUUCCAAGAUGCUGUUGAACAUGUUUCUAGAAUUGCUCGUAUGAUUCGCCAAGAACGAGGAAAUGCACUUCUGGUGGGUGUUGGGGGUACAGGCAAACAAUCCCUCACACGAUUGGCUGCUCACAUCUGUAAUUACAAAUGCUUUCAAAUUGAGCUCAGCCGUGGUUAUAACUAUGAUUCAUUCCAUGAGGACCUUCGGUCUCUUUAUAAAUUGGUUGGUGUUGAGGAUAAAGAUACAGUCUUUCUCUUUACUGACACACAGAUAGUAGUAGAGGAGUUUCUAGAAGACAUUAAUAACAUCCUUAACUCAGGAGAGGUCCCAAAUUUGUUUGAGAAAGAUGAGCUUGAGCAAGUCCUCGCAGCCACACGUCCAAAAGCUAAAGAUGCUGGAAUACCGGAAGGAAACAGAGAUGAAGUAUUUCAAUUUUUCAUCAAUCGUGUUCGCCAGAAACUGCACAUUGUGCUGUGCAUGAGUCCUGUUGGCGAUGCAUUUCGAUCUCGAUGUCGUAUGUUUCCAUCCCUGGUAAAUUGCUGUACCAUUGAUUGGUUUGUACAGUGGCCACGGGAAGCUCUUCUUUCUGUAUCAAAAAACUUUUUUGCAACUGUCGACCUUGGCAGUGAUGAAAUGAAGGGUAAAUUUUCUGAAAUGUGUGUACAAGUCCACACCAGUGUGAAUGACAUUGCAGAGCAAUACUAUGCAGAGUUGCGAAGAAGGUAUUACACAACACCCACAUCUUACCUUGAGCUGAUUAAUCUGUACCUGGCUAUGCUGCAGGAGAAACGGAAGGAACUAAUUUCGGCUCGGGAUCGUGUGAAGAAUGGUCUCACUAAAUUGCUGGAGACUAAUGUGUUGGUAGACAAAAUGCAGAUUGAUCUUUCGGCUCUGGAGCCAAUUCUUCAACAGAAAUCAAUUGAUGUAAAUGCUUUAAUGGAAAAAUUGAGUGUGGACCAUGCAGAGGCAGACCAGAUUCGCAGAGUUGUACAGGAGGAUGAAGCUAUAGCCAAGGUAAAAGCUGCAGAGACCCAAGCCAUAGCUGAUGAUGCACAACGAGAUCUUGAUGAAGCUAUGCCAGCGUUGGAUGCAGCAAACAAAGCCCUUGACUCUUUGGACAAAGCAGAUAUAUCUGAAGUCAGAGUAUUCACCAAGCCUCCAGAUCUUGUUAUGACUGUUAUGGAAGCCAUUUGUAUCCUACUUAAUGCAAAAACUGACUGGGCUUCAGCUAAACAAGUUCUUGGUGAUUCAAAUUUCUUGAAAAAACUCAUGGACUAUGACAAAGACAACAUUAAACCACAGAUUCUGCAACGACUUCAGAAAUACAUUAACAAUCCAGAUUUUGUACCUGAAAAAGUAGAGAAAGUGUCUAAAGCUUGUAAGUCCAUGUGCAUGUGGGUGAGAGCCAUGGAUCUGUAUUCCCGAGUUUCUAAAGAAGUCGAGCCAAAACGGAUAAAACUCGCUGCAGCUCAGGCUGAACUGGAUGCCACAUUGGGAACCCUUAAAGAGAAACAAAGCAAGCUACGACAACUUGACCUACAGCUAGAGAAUCUUCAAGAACAGUAUGAUAAUACCAUUGGAGAAAAGGAGGAACUAGCUCGAACAAUGGCCCUGACUCAGGCUCGAUUAGUGCGUGCUGGAAAACUUACAGCCGCGCUUGGAGAUGAACAAAUCCGCUGGCAAGAGAGCAUAAUUCGGUUUGAAGAUGAAAUAUCAAAUAUAAUUGGAAAUGUCUUCAUUGCAGCAGCAUGUGUUGCAUAUUAUGGAGCCUUUACUGCUCAUUACCGACAGAUGCUAAUAGAUCACUGGAUUAAAGGCUGCACGGAACUUGAAAUCCCCAUCAGUGCAAACUUCAGCCUCACUAAUAUCUUAGGUGAUCCCUAUGAGAUUCGCCAAUGGAACACUGAUGGUCUACCACGUGAUAACAUUUCUAUUGAGAAUGGCAUUCUUGUGAAGCGGGGUCAUCGGUGGCCCUUGAUGAUUGAUCCACAGGAUCAGGCAAAUCGCUGGAUAAGGAACAUGGAAACGAAGAAUGGCUUGAAGAUAAUUAAACUGACAGACUCUGGACUCUUGCGCACAUUAGAAAAUGCUAUUCGGCUUGGCAUGCCUGUACUUUUAGAAGAGCUGAGAGAAAGCUUGGACCCAGCCCUGGAACCUAUUCUUCUAAAUCAAACAUUUAUGACAGGUGGCAGGUUACUUAUGCGUUUGGGAGAUACAGACAUUGAUUAUGACAGAAACUUCAAAUUUUACAUGACAACCAAAAUGUCCAAUCCACACUAUCUGCCCGAGGUAUGUAUAAAGGUCACUGUCAUCAACUUCACUGUGACCAAAUCUGGUUUGGAAGAUCAGCUGCUGAGUGAUGUUGUAAGAAUCGAGAAACCUGAACUUGAAGAACAAAGAAAUCAGUUAAUUGUUCAAAUCAACUCUGAUAAAAAUCAGUUGAAAGCUAUUGAAGAUAGAAUCUUGAAGCUGCUUUUUACUUCAGAAGGUAACAUUCUGGAUAAUGAAGAAUUAAUAAACACUCUUCAAGAGUCAAAGGUUACUUCAGGUGCUAUUAAAGUCCGAUUGGAAGAAGCCGAGGCCACGGAACAAAAAAUUAAUUCUGCUCGUGAGAAAUAUCGUCCUGUGGCUGCUCGUGGAUCUGUUAUGUAUUUUGUUGUUGCCAGUUUGUCUGAAAUAGAUCCCAUGUACCAGUUUUCUUUAAAAUACUUCAAACAGUUAUUUAAUACAACCAUUGAAUUAUCUGACAAGACCUAUAACCUGCAGAAACGUCUGAAGAUUCUGUUAAACACAACAUUGUUUGCCAUAUACACUAUUGUUUCCAGAGGCCUCUUCGAACAACACAAACUUGUCUACAGUUUCCUGCUCUGUACAGAGAUCCUACGGCAGGACAAUGAAAUCUCAGAUCCUGAAUGGAACUUUUUCCUCAGGGGAGUGGGAAGCUUGGAAAAGGAAUAUCCUCCAAAACCACCAGAACAUUGGUUGAGAACUGUAACGUGGCACAUAUGUUGUGACCUUGAAGAGACUUUGCCAGGCUUUAAAGGGAUCACAAUAGAAAUACUUGAAACUCCCAUAACUGUCAAAUUAGGACGUCUUGAUCUUAGUAUCAACCCUUCAACUUGGGGAGGUUAUGUGUCAAAAUUACCACCUUAUCCACCAGAUUCUCUGAAAGAAGAUAAUGGAUAUGUUGUCAGAGGACACUGGAAUGAAAGGCUGACAAUGUUUCAGAAACUCAUUUUAAUUAAAUGUUUUAUGGAAGAAAAGGUAGUCUUUGCAAUCACAGACUUUGUCAUAGAAUCUCUUGGGAAAGAAUUUGUAGAAAAUCCUCCUGUUGAUUUAGCUACUCUUUAUCAGGAUAUGUCCAACAACACUCCACUUAUUUUUAUAUUAAGCACUGGUUCAGAUCCUAUGGGAGCAUUCCUAAGAUUCGCAAAAGAAAGGGAUUAUGCUGAAAGGGUGGAGUCUAUUUCCCUGGGACAAGGACAAGGACCUAUUGCUGAAAAACUGAUUAAAGAUGCUCUAAAGACAGGAAACUGGGUUUUUCUUCAAAACUGUCAUCUUGCAGUCUCUUGGAUGUUAACCAUGGAGGAAAUAGUUAAGGCAUUCACAGAACCAAAUGCUGUUAUUCAUGAGAAUUUCAGACUGUUCCUGAGCUCCAUGCCUACUAACACCUUUCCUGUAACAGUUUUACAGAAUUCAGUCAAGGUCACCAAUGAACCUCCAAAAGGACUUCGUGCUAACAUCCGGCGCGCUUUCACAGAGAUUACUCCCACUUUCUUUGAAGAGCAUGUCUUGGGAAGAAAGUGGAGGAGGCUUAUCUUUGGUAUUUGUUUCUUCCAUGCUGUGAUUCAGGAAAGGAAGAAGUUUGGUCCAUUGGGUUGGAACAUCUGUUAUGAGUUCAGUGAUAGUGAUCGUGAAUGUGCCCUUCUCAAUUUAAACCUCUAUUGUCAAGGAGGAAAAAUACCAUGGGAUGCUCUUGUUUAUAUUACUGGUGAGAUCACUUAUGGAGGUCGAGUUACAGAUGCUUGGGACCAACGAUGUCUGCGUACUAUCUUAAAGCGAUUCUUCUCACCCACUAUCUUAGCAGAUGAAUAUAAGUAUUCAUUAUCAGGAAUUUAUUACAGUCCUGAGGUAGACAGUUUGUUGGGAUUUAAAGAGUAUAUUGAAGGCCUUCCCCUAAUCGAUGACCCAGAAAUAUUUGGAAUGCAUGAAAAUGCUAAUUUAGCUUUCCAGCGCAAGGAAACCAGCAACAUGAUACGGACAGUUCUUGCAGUGCAGCCCAAUGUUAUUGCACGUGGAGCUGGCAAAAGCAGUGAUGAAAUUGUUAAUGAAUUAGCAGAUUCCAUUCUAUCAAAACUUCCAGUUAAUCUUGACCUUGAAGUUGCAACUGAAGCACUAUUUGUUAGAGAUAAGAAAGGACGUUUGAAUUCAUUGACCACAGUACUAGAACAAGAAGUUGAUCGUUUUAAUGGUCUCCUGGCCGUGCUAAAAGACUCUUUGGUUAUAUUAAACAAAGCCAUUGCUGGAUUUGUGGUAAUGUCUGAAGAGGUAGAAAAGGUGUACAGCAGCUUCCUGAACAACCAAGUUCCAUCCUUGUGGGCUGAUGCAGCUUAUCCGUCACUCAAACCCUUAGGAUCGUGGGUGAAAGACUUCAUAUUGAGGACAGAGUUUAUAGCGACUUGGAUCAAAUACGGUCAACCAAAGUCCUUCUGGAUUUCAGGAUUCUUCUUUCCACAGGGAUUUCUGACAGGCACACUUCAGAACCAUGCUAGGAAAUACAACCUACCAAUUGAUGAACUUAGCUUUCGUUACAAUGUCCUUCCUGUCUACCGGGAUGCAACAGAAGUCGCUGAAGCUGUCAAAGCUUUAAAAUAUGGAGAGACUCUAUCAAUGGAUGAUUUGUUACCUUCCCCUAAAGAUGGGGUUCUAGUUCAUGGAAUGUACAUGGAUGCUUUUCGCUGGGAUGAUAAACAAAUGGUGAUAGAAGAUUCCUUACCCAAAGUGAUGCAUUCUGUUUUGCCGGUUUUACACUUUGAGCCUGCACAGAAUUAUGAACAAAGUCCAUCACUGUAUCAGGCACCACUCUACAAGACAGCAGCCAGAGCAGGAACUCUCUCAACAACAGGUCAUUCUACAAAUUUUGUUGUAACUGUACUAUUGCCAUCAAAAAGAGAUAGCAACUAUUGGAUCUCGAAAGGAUCUGCUUUGCUUUGUCAGCUGAGCGACUAAACCUUUGACAUUUGUGAAGACCAGAUCACGUGCUUAAGAAUUUAUUUCCA
Molecule: messenger RNA, 12512 nt
Organism: Pristis pectinata (smalltooth sawfish)
Lineage: Eukaryota; Metazoa; Chordata; Chondrichthyes; Rhinopristiformes; Pristidae
Product: dynein axonemal heavy chain 6-like
Biological process (GO): microtubule-based movement
Cellular component (GO): dynein complex
Molecular function (GO): dynein intermediate chain binding; minus-end-directed microtubule motor activity; ATP hydrolysis activity
Source: RefSeq, a predicted model, not a curated record